This is a messenger RNA of Pogoniulus pusillus (Red-fronted tinkerbird), 2103 nucleotides long. Its product is annotated as elongin-A-like. Bases 30 to 1886 code for a protein of 618 amino acids. The transcript is spliced from 11 exons. Gene Ontology annotation, biological process: transcription elongation by RNA polymerase II. Gene Ontology annotation, cellular component: nucleus; elongin complex. Lineage: Eukaryota; Metazoa; Chordata; Aves; Piciformes; Lybiidae. The record is from RefSeq and is a predicted model, not a curated record. Gene Ontology annotation, molecular function: protein binding.
GGGGAGAGACGGGGAGCUGAGUGUCUGCCAUGGCGGAGGGGCGAAGUGUGGUGCAGCGGGUUCAGGAACUGAAAGAGCAGCUGAGCUACGCGGAGCCCGCGGAGAUCAUAAAAACACUGAAGGUACUCCAGGGUUUGGACAUAUCACUGGACAUUCUGGUGGAAACUGGGAUAGGCAAAACAGUUAACAGCUUCAGGAAACAUGCCACUGCUGGGAAUACAGCUAAAACCCUGGUAAAACAAUGGAAAAAACUUAUUUCUUCAGAAAAUCAAAGUGCUCACAGAGGAAGAAAACAAAAUACUGGAAAAGAUGAGGCAAAAUCUUCUGUUUCUGAGGAGAAAUCAAAGAAAUCCAGAGCAUCUGUGCUGGUGUCCAGAAGUUCCAAUAGUGCUCCCAUUUCUAAAAAGCUCAAUAAGCAGCAUACUUGGAGUGAAAAGAUCCACCGAAGUAGAGAGUCUCAAAAAGAAUGUGAUCAUAAAGAAUGUAGCAGCAGUGGUUCUGCUAAGCAGCAUACUUACAGUGAAAAGACUGACCAAAGCAGAGAUUUUGAGUCUCUCGAAGAAUGUAGUAGCCAUAGUAAUAGUUCUAAUCAUGCUUUCCAGGGUAUUGAUGCUCAAGCUGAAAAAAGUGACUUAAAAGAGCAAGACAACAAGAAAGUGUCAGAAAAGCGGUGUUGCUCUGUAGUCAAAGACUUGUCACUCCUGAAGGGAAAGCCUUGUGAGGAUGCUUUCAAACAGAGAAAUUCUAAGCAUGUGAAGAAACCGAAACAAAUUCGUGUAAUAAAAAGAAAAGCCGAAUUAUCUAGUGAUGAGGAGUUUGAGCCUCCUACUAUGUCCUUUGAAUCUUAUCUUAAUUAUGAUCAGGCUACUGCAAAAAGAAAGAGAAAGACUUGUUCUACUGGCCAGCAGCCAAAAAAAUGUAGUAAACAGAAAAGCAGUUCAUUACUGAGAAAGACUUCAGCGUUUUCUCAUGCAAAUGAGGGUAAGAAAGAUGUAAAAACAAGUGAAGGUGAUCAGUCAGAAACUCCCAAUAAGAAGGCCAAGGUGGCAUCCCUCCAAGAUCUUCUUAAUACUCCGCUGCCUAAAUUUCUGACAGGCAUCUCAACCUCAUCUCCCCCAUAUGCUGCAGAUGUUGAAAAACCUGUUGAAGAAGCGCCUGUGGAGGUCAAUGAGGUGGUUCAAUUCACAGGACAGAGACUGAACUCCAAAAUGCAAGUUUACUCCGGCCCUAAAACAGUCCAUCUUUCCAAGAUGCUUACACUGUAUGAACAGUGCAUCCGUGUUCUUCAGAACAACAUUGAAUUGCUACAUGAAGUAGGAGGUGUGCCUUUUGAAAUUCUUGAGCCUGUGCUAACACGUUGCACACCAAAGCAGUUGUUUCGAAUAGAGGAGUGUAAUCCGGCAUUUACAGAAGAGUCUGACCACUUGUGGAAGAAACACUGCCAGAGAGAUUUUAAAAAUGAGAGCCUCCUGGAAUGUGAGUCUUGGCGUGAAAUGUACUCCAGACUGUUUAAUCAGAGAGAAGAGAAACUGAAGACUCUUACAAAAAACAUUAUUUCAGCUCAGUCUGAGAAACCAAAAGGCAGGCAAGUGAAAAUGGCUUAUGUGACCAGUGCAGCCAGACAACCCAAGAACAUACGGAGACAGCGAGAAAUGCAUGGGACUGCAGGACCUGGCACACAACUUCAGCCCAGAGAAAGGAGCAAAACAAGGAUUCCAGAAAGCAGAGACCUAAAUAACACAUUGUCAACUCUGAUCUCUGCUAGCAACUGUGGAAGCUCUAGUUCAAGCAUGAUGACUCGAGAUGAAAAGAAGCCUAUGAAAAAAAUUGGACCAAUCAUGAAGAAAACUUUGAAAGCAUUGAAGAGCAAAGCUGGACGACGCUAAAAUGAGGCUUCAUAUUUGAAGCUUAUGCAACUCUUUCUGUGUUGUGCUAUCAUUAAUGAAAGCAAUGCUAACAUAAACCUUUGGCUUAGUUAAAAUAGUUUUGAAACAUUACAGGGGCAAAUGAUUUCCAAUGGAAAUGGAAACAGCUGUGUUUGUUCAUACUGCUGCUUUCCGUGAGAUCUGAGUUGAAAUAAAGUCAGUGCACACUAAUGGCAAA